Ixodes scapularis (black-legged tick) is the source of this 928-nucleotide messenger RNA. RefSeq lists its product as uncharacterized. The record is from RefSeq and is a predicted model, not a curated record. The transcript is spliced from 5 exons. The coding region runs from base 147 to 848 and encodes 233 amino acids. NCBI's taxonomy places the organism in Eukaryota, Metazoa, Arthropoda, Arachnida, Ixodida, Ixodidae.
CAGACCGUCGGGACUCCUACGGAUGCGUGGCCUGGAAGCCUGAGCUGCCUCCAGGAGAGACAGCCUACACUCAGGAUGAAAAGAGAGAACGUCUGGUAACAGAAUAUCGCAGGGUAUCUCGGGAUGAUAGACUAGUCACAAAACUCAUGAGUGAGACUUACGCAACCCAGAGGCUACUGAUCAAUAGCUCCAAGGGGGUAGGCAAGGUGAAAGAGGACUGGCCAUUCCUGUUUGAGGAGCACCAUUUUCUCAAUCAUGCAGAGCUACUGCUCGGAUUCAACGUCAGCGAAGUCUUUGAUGAUAACAUGAAAAAGGUUGGAGUACAACUGUACAGAUACGCCUACAGUCAACUGAAGAACGAGGCUGUGAAGAAGUGCCUUAAGGACAUUGAGGAUGCUAAAAAAACACUAAAAAAUGUGACCCCCGAAUAUGACAGCACUCCGCUCCUGCUGCUGGCACUCUUCGGUGAAGACAUUGAAUUGAUCUUCAAAAAUGUUGAGGAGAAUGCCACUGACUCGGAUCUGGGUGAUAUGGACCCAAGCCCGAUCAUAUGUGUUAAAGGAGCCAACAACUACACAGCAAGCGAGUUCACAAUUUGUGUUGACACAGUGCCGGUGAUGACCACAAGCAACAGGGCAGGCUCAUUCAAGUUGAUGUUCCUGCUCUAUUUUGUGUUGAACAUUUCGUUCCCAGAAGAAGUGGGCCUUACACUUGAAUUUAUUCAAAGGGGUAUUGCAAACAUCAACCCACCGAGGGGCACCAAGAUUCUUAAAAAGAAGAAGAAGCAACACUGUGUGUCACCCGCGGUUGCCAAGCUGAUGGCUUCCCUGGAGGAAUAUGCCUUUUAAGCUGAAACAGUCUUAAAGCCUUCCUGAUUUAAAUAAAAGUGGCCGCCAAGUCAAGCAAACUAAUGGCACUAUCAAGAUUU